AUGGCUCCUCCCGCGCAGAAAUUGUUGGACAGGCUCGAUGAACUUUACCAGCUCGCCUCUACGGCAUUGGCAUGGCCUGAACCUGACAUUCCCGCCAAAAAGGAACGUCUCCUUUACGUCUCAUUAAAGGUUCUCGACUACUUCGACGACGACAAGUCCAGGUCCUCCAAAGACUUAGGCCCCACGUACACGAAAUGGUUGAAUGAUGUUCUCAAAAUCGACACCGCCGACAAAAUCGACCUCAAAACGUUCGACAGCCCUUCAUUCGCCGUGAAGCCCCCUCUCCUCCUUGAAUAUCCCGUAGCCGGCAAUCACAAGGGCAAUGCAGUCCAAAUCAAGGAAGAACCCUCAACGCAUAACAGCAAGUCGGCCUCACGUAAACGCCCUGCACCUGAGACCGACCUGAACGGAGACAACGACAACGCCGCCGCCAAAUCUGUCAAGAACUCGAAAUCAGGUACCCCCGCGUCCUUGGGCAAUGAGAAGCUGAAGAAGCCCAAGGUUAAACAUCAUUCGUCGGAGCCCGUCGAUAUUCCCAAACAAUCUGCUGUCAAAGCGACCAAGAGCGAUGGACCCGCAAAGCCCAAUGCGUCGCCAGAAGCCCCCGCAAAUUCCAGCCUGGGCCAACGCCUUCCAGUUCCUUCCUUCACAGAUGUCACCUCGAGGGACACUCUGGUCACCGAUGUCGCCAAGCUCAGCCGUCUGUACCUCGACCAAAGUCACAAACUCAAUGAAUUUGGUUCUCACCACAUCGCUUUGAUGGACUACUACAAGGAGGAUCGUGUACGCUAUCUCAGCGAGAACGAGCAACUUAGGCGACAGCUGUCCGAUAACCAACAUAUCAUCAAAUCUCAAUCCGAGACCAUCGCAUCCCUCAACACAAAGAUCUUCAACAUCGAGGGACGCUUGGACAAGCUCGAGGAAUCCAGCCGCGGGAUCCAGGACCACCAGUCAAAUUUCUCAGACGCCACAUCGUUCAAAGACUUCAUGACCUUGCACGACGACACGGACUUCCAGUCCUUCAACCCCCCUCCCCGAGACAUGUUCACCAAUGGGCAAGCGUAUUCCCUACCAAAUCCGCCUCCUGAAAGUAAUGCCUUUUCACGGACCAAUCAAGCCACCUCUCUGUCGAUGGGAGUCGGAGCAUCACAUUCGCAGACUACAUCACUCUCGAUGAAUAUGGGUGGUCAAACCGCGCAUUCACAGGGGACAGCGUCCGCCACUCCCCCGAUGACUACACCUCACCUCAGCUGA
Molecule: messenger RNA, 1254 nt
Organism: Coprinopsis cinerea okayama7#130
Lineage: Eukaryota; Fungi; Basidiomycota; Agaricomycetes; Agaricales; Psathyrellaceae
Exons: 5
Coding region: 1-1254 (417 amino acids)
Source: RefSeq, a predicted model, not a curated record